GUCAUCAAUUCUACGAUUUCUAAGGCCUGAGGCGACUGGUGACAGCUUCAGACUUCGUGGGAGCCACAGAGAGGGAGGAGAGAAUAAUGACGGUAGAAACUAAUAGCUAAACAGUUUGUAAAGUAUUUAGUUAGGAUCCCUUCUCCCCAACAGUGUCAGACUUGUUUCAUUUCGUUGUCGAUCAAUCCUGACACAGCCCACUGCACUGUGCUGUUUCCCGGAUUUCCCUUCCAAAGGCCAAAUCGAUGUAAUUUUCCAAUUUAACGACCUGCCAAUAUGGGCUCCUCCCGGGCCGGAGAUAAGCGCUGCCCAUUAACAAAAACCGACAUUUGAAAUCGUUUGCUCACGGUUACGGCUUACGGAACUUUCUUUCCCUUGAAAGAUUGUGUUUCUCCCGCACGUUGGCACGCUCUUCGUAAUCUGCCGUUUCUUGCUCGCGGAGUUGGUCGCCGGCGAUAACACUCCUCUCGCACAAAGAGAUCUUCCCGACGGUAAUCCAGUUAGAAUAGGUCCUCUCCCUUCUCCAUUCCCAGUCUUUCUCUGACGACAUUUUAAAGCACUUAGAAACCCUAAUUUCCAGUUCCGACUGUCUACUUGUACAGUUGUAAAAAAAAUCACCCCUUGUGUAACCCUCCUCCCUCGCGCUUCUCUCGCGAGCCCCCGGCACCCGGCCACCUACUGGCUCGCCGUCGGCUGGCAGGGCCGCUGCUGCACGAAGCCAGUUCCGCCUCCUUCUUCCCCUCCGCCUUCGUAAGCUCCUCUUCCGCCCGGCGAGGUGGAUCAACACUCAGUCCGGCCUUUUGAACGUGCAGUGAGAAGCCGCUGUUUCUUGCUUCUUCCUCGCGUUCACAGUGACAACUCUUUCAAUUCCUGCGUCCAUACCGCUUAUUGCAGUAGUCUGUCUAUAGCAGGCUGUAUGUCAUGGAUUGUUUAGUCUUACUAACUGAAUUUGGUGGUUUGCUAAUUAUGGGGUUCUGUUUAUUAGAUUGGCUCUGGAGCAAGCAAUAGGCCGUUGAUUCUGCAGCCAUAUGUUGGGAAGCAAACUUUUGGAUUGAGGCGAAUUUGGUCUAGGAAACUUUGCUUGUAGAUGAGCAAUGGAUCACCUUGAGGAUCCAUCAAAUGAUGCACCUAGAUUUCAAUGGGGCAAAAAAAGAGGAGUUGGUGGUGCUAAGAGAAAUUUUCUGUUCUAUGAGUCAUUUAUGAUUGAUAAUAUCAUUUAUUCAUUGUAUGACUCUAUAUAUGCCUAUAAUGAGCUUGGUGAGCCUCAUAUUGGGAAAAUAGUGAAGUUAUGGCAACAACCAGACAACAAGAGGAAAGUGAAACUUGUAUGGUUUUUUCGCCCUAAUGAACUCAAUAACUAUUUGGAAGAUACUCCAUUGGAGAAGGAAAUCUUUUUAGCCACUGGAGAGGGUGCUGGUCUUUGCAACAUUAAUCCGCUGGAAGUUAUAGUUGGCAAAUGUUCUGUGAUUUGCACUUUAAGGGAUGAGAGGAAUCCACAGCCAUCAAAUUAUGAAUUGGAAACGGCAGAUUACAUAUUCUAUCGCACCUUUAAUGUUCAAAGCUUUACGAUAUCUGAAAAUUUUGAUGAAAAGAUAGCUGGAGUAGAAGUAAAGUAUUUUUUAAACCAUAAAGAAGAUCAGUUAGAUUCCAAGACUGAGGUGAAAGCUGACACUGAUAAAGUAGGUCCACUGAUUCCCAUUCCACUCAGUACAUCAAUGCCAGAUCCUUUGAGAAUUCUAGAGAACGCAGAAAAUAACAGCAUCAAACCUGCUGCAACUUCCUUUAAGAAAGCGGCUGAUAUUGUUAGCAAACUUUCAGGACAAUGUCUUCCAGACAAAAGAGGAUCUCCAAAAAUGGAAAUUACUUCAGAAGGUGGAAAUGUUGAAGAUGAUUCAGUAUAUGAUAAAAACAUAUCUCAUUCAGGCUUAGUUGAUGGUAAAUAUCUCAAAAAAAUGAAUAUUCCUGCACAAGUCAUGAAUGCCACUCGUUUAAACAAGAAUGAAGUAGAGUCUAAUGGCUGUAAUUCUUCAAGUCAUCUGCGCAAAGAAUCUUCUGAAAUGAGGAGCGAUGCUCCAGUUGAUAAGAUUCUCAAGAGAAUGGACACUAAUGCUUCUAAAGAAGCCAUGAGUCACCCUAGUUUCCAAAAACCAAAGAUGGAGUCCAAUGGGGCUGGCUCUUCAAAAGAGAUUCUUCAUUUGCACAAAAAUUUGUCAGAGAACAGGAACCUUGUUGAUGGUAAAACUAAAAUUGUAGAUGGACCUGAGAAAAAGUCUCCUCUUUUGGCAAUGACAAAAAAGCAUUCUGACACUGAGGUUUUGCAAGUGACUAGAAGGCCAGAUGUGGAUAAAAGCAAAUGGUUCAAAAUGAAGUGGGAGGACAGAAUACAAAAAGCUGAGAGGGAAGGAACUCUUGUAUUUGUGGAGAAUUUGGACCCAUCAUAUGCAUCAUCAGAAGUAGAGGAUAUUAUUUUCACUACCUUGCAACUAAGUUGCACUGCACAGAUGGUACCACAAGCUACAUUUCAAAAUCCCAAUCAUGGUCAAGCAUAUGUUAUUUUUAAAACAAGGGAUGCAGCAGAUUUGGCAGUUUCAAAAAUCAACCGAGGAUGCAUUUUACUACCAAAUGGAAGUCCCCUUCUCUGCAGCAAAGGACUAUUGGAGGUGCCUAAAUCAUCUAUUCGUGGUCAUCUUUCAGUAAAUAAGUUCCUAACACGAGAGGCGAGAAUGGCUGUGUCAACAUCGCAUUGUUCGCAACCUAACACAAUUGAAUAUGAGAUGGCUAUGGAAUGGCGGCUUAGUGAAGAAUUGGCAGGCAGGAGUUUGAAAAUUUUGCACAGGGAACAAGCUGAUAAGUUGAAGGAAGUGAAGAAGAGAUUGAAAAGCAAAUGAAAUGGCUAUUAAAUCUCCGACUACUCUUUUUAACUGUCCUAGUUUGAAAUUUGACUAGGGAUUUUGAGGGAUGCACUGGCUUGGGCAGUUGAUUUUUGAAAACCGAGGAAAGGAACCUGACCUAAUCUUGGUACGCAGUUUCACUGCUUGAAGUUUCAGCAACUUCUUAACCAGAGAUUAGAAUUGUGUAUAUGUGGCGUAGUUGCUAGAAAUUGCACCGGUAGAGUUCUCUUUCACACUCAGUCUCUGCAGCAUCUUCUGCCUUUAUACAGAGUUUCAGCAUCUAGCGGAAUGAAUUGAGAUAUUGGAUUAAUGAACGCUGGUUAUGUAAGCACAUUACUGAUCAAUAUAGAAAAUCAGGCAUUAACUUUUGGUGCAGCUGAAACAGCACCCUGGGUUAUUAUGAUUCACAGCAAGCUUGUGUACAUGGGUUUGCCGUUGAAUUUUUGCAAGAUUACAUGUCAACUUAUUAGUUGUUAAAGUUGUAGAAUUGUUUCAUUAGUUUAGGUAAACUCGCACUUUUUGUCCU
This is a messenger RNA of Zingiber officinale, 3417 nucleotides long. RefSeq names its product protein ANTI-SILENCING 1-like. Lineage: Eukaryota; Viridiplantae; Streptophyta; Magnoliopsida; Zingiberales; Zingiberaceae. The transcript has 10 exons. Gene Ontology annotation, molecular function: RNA binding; chromatin binding. Bases 1095 to 2888 code for a protein of 597 amino acids. The record is from RefSeq and is a predicted model, not a curated record.